Vigna radiata var. radiata (mung bean) is the source of this 2182-nucleotide messenger RNA. RefSeq lists its product as uncharacterized. Bases 433 to 1968 code for a protein of 511 amino acids. Gene Ontology annotation, cellular component: cytoplasm. NCBI's taxonomy places the organism in Eukaryota, Viridiplantae, Streptophyta, Magnoliopsida, Fabales, Fabaceae. The record is from RefSeq and is a predicted model, not a curated record. The transcript has 8 exons.
UUUUCUUUUCUGGUUUAUGUUAUUUGUUUGGUUUUCAACGGUACUCUCUCAUUCUCAGAAACCCAUCAAGAUUAGACCCAGAAGUAAUUCCAAUAGGAACCCACAUAUUCUUUACUGGGUUUUCUUCAAUCUUUGACACUUGAAGCUCAUGCAGUCAUAUGAAAGCCACAUUACCGAUGUUGUAGUUGCUUAAGUUUUGGAAUUUCAAGGUGUAGAUGAUGUGAGUCAGUGCAGUGUCUGGUGGGUGGGUGGAUAGCAUUUUUUUUGCCUUAGAAUAACCGCAGCCUUGGCUUUAUUAGCAUUUAUUUUAUGUUUAAGGACCCAAAGGUGAAGUGCAUUAUCUAGUUUAGUCUUGGUUUCUGGGCAGUUAUUAAGUAUCACUUAGUUCAAGGAAUUUUAUAAGAUUUUGAAGAGUUAAGUUGAAGUAAGAGUAUGAUACCAAAAUCAAUGGUACUGAGAUGGCCAAAAGAAAAGGACUACUGUGACAGUGAGGGGAUAAAGAUGGAGCUCAAAGUUUUGGCUACAGACAGAAUUGAGAAGCAUGAGAAUUUCAUUAUAAGGCCUAGAAUCAAGGUGUGGAUGACUAGAGUCAUUACAAUUGUGGUACUUUGGACUAGUCUUCUUCAGCUGAUUGCACUAGGGGAAUUGUUGGGGCUAAGUUUGUUGAAGGGCAUGCCUCAUUGUUUCAGUACCCCGGCUGUAGAAAAGGAUUUGGCUCCAGCCAAGGUUUUGCUCCCACCCAAAAGAACUUAUAGGAAUAAUGGUUAUCUUCUGGUUUCAUGCAAUGGAGGACUCAACCAAAUGCGAGCAGCAAUAUGUGACAUGGUUGCUAUUGCCAGACACUUAAAUGUCACUCUCAUAGUUCCAGAGCUGGACAAGGCCUCUUUCUGGGCGGAUUCAAGUGACUUCAGAGAUAUAUUUGAUGUAGAUCAUUUCGUUACCUCCUUGAGAGAUGAGGUUCGGAUACUAAAGCACCUACCACCUAAGGUCAAGAUAAGAGUUGAAAAGGGACUAUCUUACUCGAUGCCACCCAUUAGCUGGUCUAAUAUCUCAUACUAUGAAAACCAGGUCCUGCCUCUGCUGCUGAAACACAAGGUCAUACACCUAAAUAGAACAGAUGCAAGACUUGCAAACAAUGGACUACCUGCUGAGAUUCAAAAGCUACGGUGCCGAGUAAAUUUCAAUGCCCUGAGGUUUACUUCUCAGAUAGAAGAACUUGGCAGAAGAAUAGUCAAGGUUUUGAGGGAAAAGGGACCUUUCGUUGCACUUCACCUUAGAUAUGAGAUGGACAUGUUGGCCUUCUCUGGUUGUGCUCAUGGUUGUGACAGCAAAGAGGAGGAGGAACUAAGAAUAAUGAGAUAUGCAUAUCCUGGUUGGAAGGAGAAAGUUAUCAAUUCUGAGCUUAAGAGGAAAGAUGGUCUAUGCCCUUUAACACCAGAAGAAACUUCCCUAGUAUUGACAGCACUUGGAAUAGAUCACAAUGUUCAAAUUUAUAUUGCUGCUGGAGAAAUAUAUGGUGGAGAGAAAAGGAUGGAAAGUUUACUAGGAGAUUUUCCUAAUUUGGUAAGGAAAGAAACUUUGCUGGAACCUUCAGAAUUGAUGUAUUUCCAAAACCACUCUUCACAAAUGGCUGCUGUGGAUUAUCUUGUUUCUCUAGAAAGUGACAUAUUUAUUCCAACAUACGACGGGAACAUGGCUAAAGUUGUGGAAGGCCAUCGCAGAUUUCUUGGAUUCAAGAAAACUGUACUACUGGAUAGAAGACUUCUGGUAGAGCUAAUAGACCAAUACUACAAUGGGUUGUUGAGUUGGGAUGAUUUUUCCACUGCUGUGAAAGAAGUUCAUGCCAAUCGUAUGGGAAGUCCUAGAACAAGAGUUAUCAUUCCUGACAAACCCAAAGAAGAAGACUACUUUUAUGCCAACCCUCAGGAAUGUUUGCAAUUGCUAGAUGAACCAUUGGAAAACACAUAAUCUUGGCUCUGAUUUAAUCACAGCCCAGAAGGCAAACUAACUAAUCUGUAAAUUGAAAUAGGCUCCAAAUGAACUAAAGGAACUGUGCCUCUGUCAAAUAAUAAAAAGAUUCUUGUCUUAGGGUUCUUGUAUAAAGAUAGAGGACUUUGUUUCCUUUGUAGCAUUUCCACAUAUAGGUUCUUUAUCACAUGAAUAAUGACAUAUUUACUUACCA